Aspergillus puulaauensis is the source of this 915-nucleotide messenger RNA. Its product is annotated as SMP-30/gluconolactonase/LRE family protein. The transcript has 3 exons. Gene Ontology annotation, biological process: L-ascorbic acid biosynthetic process. Bases 1 to 915 code for a protein of 304 amino acids. Lineage: Eukaryota; Fungi; Ascomycota; Eurotiomycetes; Eurotiales; Aspergillaceae. The record is from RefSeq and is a predicted model, not a curated record. Gene Ontology annotation, molecular function: calcium ion binding; gluconolactonase activity.
AUGACAGAAAUCGAGGUCUGGACGGUUUCCGAGCCCUUCCUUGAAAUUAGGUGCCAGUUAGGGGAGGGUCCAGCAUACAACGAAGAAUCCCAGGAGCUUCGGUUCCUAGACAUGAAUGAAAAAGAAAUCCACUUCGUCGACAUGAGCACAAGCCCUGUCUCACUGAGGACGAUCAAGACAGAAUGCCACGUUGGCGUAACGGUAGACAUCGAAGGCGUUCGUGACGAAUUGCUAGCAGCUGCAAAAUACGGGUUCGCGACGGUUGACAGGAAGACUGGGAAGAUGGAGUGGCUCCAACGAGUGUAUCAGGCACCUGAAAUGGAAGCUAGAAUGCGGAUGAAUGAUGGCGCCGUUGACUCGCGCGGACGGCUUUGGGCGAGCUCGAUGAACGACACCCAUAUCGUGGACCACUGGCCAAGAUACGAGGGCUCUUUAUUUCGACUCCACGUGGAUGGACAGGCACACAGCGCCCUUCAUCGAGAGCUUGCAAUCCCUAAUGGGAUCGCCUGGAACAUCGCGGACGACACCAUGUACAUUACAGAAUCAGAGUCGAAGGAUAUCUACGCGUUUGAUUUCGAGCCCGACACGGCCCAGAUUUCCAAUAGACGGGUCUUCUUCCACAACGAGGGCGACGGUCUGCCGGAUGGACUCGCGAUAGAUGUGGAAGACUGUCUAUGGAGUGCGCUGUUCUUUGGGGGUAAGGUCAUCCGUAUAUCCCCCGUGGGCCAUGUCAUCGGGGUAGUCAAUCUCCCUUGUCCACUUGCUACAAGCAUCACCUUCAUCGGCACGGACUUGAUCGUUACGACGGCUCGCCACGCUGAAAAGGUCCCCUCUCAAUUUGGGGGCGCUGUCUUUCGAGUCAGCGUUGCUGUCCGGGGCUGUCGCGCUCGCACCGCCAGACUUCUUCCUUCGUAA